Messenger RNA from Paramecium octaurelia, 317 nucleotides. Lineage: Eukaryota; Ciliophora; Oligohymenophorea; Peniculida; Parameciidae. The record is from the annotation of a GenBank genome assembly.
AUGAUAUCCGAGUUUGAUAUUCUUAACUAUUACCCGCUUCAAUUAUAUGAUUUGUAAAUGCCUAUGACUUCGCAACUGGAAGUUGAAAAUUUCAACGAGAAUGAGUGCUCAGCAAGAAAGCUAAGAGUCAGCUCCUAAUGUUUAAUUUUAAAAAAGUAUAAGAAAUCUAAUGUUCUAGAAAAAUCAGACAUAAGCAAAAAAGACCUUCGUUAUUAAAAAUUGAUGAAACAGCCAGAAAUGUUAAAAUUUACAGUCUAGGGCCUAGUCAGACGAAUUUAGAGAAUCUAAAUGAAGACUAAAAAUAAAUUAAUGACUGA